AUGUACUUAUACGGAGCUGAAUUCACACUACUUACCGAUCACAAACCAUUGGAGUGCAUAUACUCGACAACGUCAAACGGUAAAUCGAGCGCAAGGAUACACCGUUGGGUACUAAGACUACAGACAUACCGAUUUACUGUCAAGUAUAUCCCAGGCAAGCAGAACAUUGCUGACAGCCUAUCGCGGCUCAUCGAGAGCAAGGGGAAUAACUCUAGUACGCAGCCAACCGAUGCCGAAACGUACGUCAGAUUUGUUGCCCAAAACGCGACACCGAACGCCCUAUCGACACGACAAAUAGAAGAGGAGUCCGCUGUCGAUGAGGAACUUUGUAAUGUUAGAAAGUGCAUUAAAACACAAAGGUGGCAUGAACUUACAAACAAAAGGUAUUUGGCAGUGAAAGAUGAACUAUGUAUCAUAGGAAUGUUGGUACUGAGAGGAACGCGAAUAGUAAUUCCCGAAACGCUGCGCGAAACAGUUUUGAAACUCGCACACGAAGGACAUCCAGGAAUCGUGAGUAUGAAACGACGGAUUCGUACAAAAGUGUGGUGGUUUGGAAUAGAUAAGGACUCUGAACAAUUUUGUAAAACUUGUUAUUCCUGCCAGCUACUAGGAUCAACACAGGCUCCGGAACCGAUGAAAACUACGGAACUACCCUCAGGUCCUUGGCAGCAUGUAUCAGCUGAUCUGAUGUCACUUCCAUCCGGUGACUAUAUUUUUGUAGUUGUUGAUUACUACAGUAGGUACUUUGAAGUUGACACGAUGAAAUCUACAACAACGGACAAAAUAGUGCGUAGUCUGGGGAAAAUGUUUCUCACACACGGGUUUCCGAUUAGUAUUACGACAGACAACGGUCCUCAGUUUGUGAGCGAACUGUUCAAAGAUUACCUUGCAGAACGAGGUAUUGAACAUCGGAGAGUUACCCCCCUUUGGCCUCAAGCUAACGGUGAGGUGGAGCGACAGAAUCGCUCCCUACUCAAAAGUGUCCGAAUCGCUCAACUGGAAAGAAAAGACUGGAAAACAGAACUCGAUUCAUUCUUGUUAAUGUAUCGUACCACUCCACACUCUGUAACUGGAGUGAGUCCCGCCGAACUUUUGUUCAAACGCAAACUUCGAACGCGCAUUCCAGGAAUUGAGGAGCAUUCAGUAGAUGACAUCGAAGUUCGUGACCGAAAUAAUGAAAACAAAAUGAAAGGGAAAUUAUAUGCAGACGGAAAGAGAAACGCGCGCGAAAACGACCUUAAAACAGGAGAUGAUGUACUGUUAAGACAAGAGAGACAAAAUAAACUGACACCGAAAUAUCAGGAACAGCCAUAUACAGUCAAGGCUAAAUCUGGAAAUUCUGUGCUAAUUGAACGAGACGGAGUACAGUACAAACGCAACGUUACACAUGUGAAAAAGUUCUUGAAAAGAACUGAUGGACAGAAUCGUAGUGAGCUAAGCAAGCCCACAAGUAUCAACCGUGAUACUCCGAUUGUUGACAUUGAUGAGGAAUCAAUUCCAUGCAAAACCGAUGAGUGUAAUGAUCGUGAAACGGUUACAGAAAAUGCGAGUAUGCCAACUAGUAGUGUACUAGCCUCUCCGCGCCCAGUUCGCGUCAAGACAAUGCCUCACAAAUUCAAAGACUAUGAGGUUACGCUUAAGUGA
Mizuhopecten yessoensis (Yesso scallop) is the source of this 1644-nucleotide messenger RNA. RefSeq lists its product as uncharacterized. NCBI's taxonomy places the organism in Eukaryota, Metazoa, Mollusca, Bivalvia, Pectinida, Pectinidae. Gene Ontology annotation, molecular function: nucleic acid binding. Bases 1 to 1644 code for a protein of 547 amino acids. The record is from RefSeq and is a predicted model, not a curated record. The transcript has a single exon. Gene Ontology annotation, biological process: DNA integration.